CACUCGGAUUUUCCACGGCGGACUCAAUGCGGCCCUCAGCCCCUCUUCUCAUUCGCGACAGGUGAUACGCAUUCCGUUGCGGCUAGAUGGAGACCUAUGGCGUCCGGAUAUAACUCAACGUUCUCGACGACGUCGACCCAGCAUCGUGCUGUGGGAGAUGGGCGAUCAUACUCCAGUCUUGAUGAUGGCUCCGUGGAUGGAAGUUGGCCGGGGGUCGCUUCGAGGUCGGGGAGAAAUGCUCGAUCGGAAUCUGGAGGUAGUGCGACCAUCGGCUUUCGGGCAGCGCCGUCGUUGGCCCCCUCGUCUGGGUCUGGGGGCCCAGGUAGCUUCAGUUCUGAGCUAAAAAGCAUGAAAACCUCACGGAGCACAACGCCGCGGCCCGAUGCUACGUUUAGGCGCAGAGGGAGCAGUAACGUCGAACCCGACGACCUGUCAAGUACCGAGGAGCGCCAGGCUGCGAUUCGAAAUAAGAUUGCGAAGGAGAUGAAAAUUAAAACUGGGACGGAGAAUAUGCUCGAGGCAUUACUGGCCAAGAACCCGAAACAAACAAAGGAGCAGAGGUUAAAGGUGGAAUCCGAGUUGAGCUCGUCGAAUCGAAAGCUCGCCGAACUCCAUCAUGAACUGGAGGAGGAACUACUACGUGCGCAGGCGCCGUCCACUCCUCCGCGGAGUCGCCUAUCAUCUCUGUUCCAGGGUAGCUCCUUGCGAUCACCCUCUCGCAGCAAUGUGGAGUUGGACGAGGGUCAGCCGGAGGAUGGAGAGGCGGAAAUGGAGUCACCGACAUAUGUACUUGCAGAGACAUUACAAGCACUGGAGAUUGAGGGCAUGUCACCAGACUACUACGUUGAGCGUGCAAAUAGCCUUGUUGAGCUCUUCAAACGACACCCCACCUUGAAAUAUGACCUAGCGUGGUCUGUCUUCGGCUUGCGCGUUCAGGUCAUGCUCCUAAGUGACAACAAGGAAGUCGUGGCGGCUGGAUACAGGUUGACUCGCUAUGCCAUUGCGGAUCGGAAAUCCCUCCACAUCAUUCGUGCAUUGCACACAGACGAGUUGGUAAUCUUGUCGCUCGUCAAAGAGAGCAAAGCAAGUAUUGAGCGUGAACAGGCCUUGAAAUUUGUCAGGGCUUUUCUGGAUGUCAAGGAUGGUGUGCGUGAAAUCUCGCGUGCUGUGGUGCGGACUAUUGUUUCUGUUGCUGAGCAUUACGACGAUCGCCUCAGAAACAUAUCGAUUAUGACCCUCGCCGAAAUUCUGGUUAAAGAACCAGAACUCAUUGCUUAUGCUGGUGGCUUUGCGACAUUGCAUGAUGCCCUAGCAGAAGGGACAUUCGGCGCCUCCGAGUCUCUGAUAGCGAGCUUUCUGCAUGUACUUGACACCCCACAGAGUAGGAAACACCUGCGAGGAGGGACCGAGCUCGAAGCUGUUCUUGCACCCUUUACCGAUUCACUAGCAGAUAGCGUUCGCAAUGGCCGGUUAAAGUCAUCAGCUAAAGCUAUAUCAGCAAUGCUCAAGACGUGGCCGGGCUUAGUAGUCCUUGCAAGGAAUGGUGGAAAACCUCUGCAGUCGCUCUUGGAAUCUUUGCACUACCCUGAUUCGCAGGCCAGAGAUCUGAUCAUGGAGCUCUUGUUUGAUGCCCUAAGGAUUAAACCACCAUCAUGGUCUUCAUCUUUCCUGGCGGGUCGACGGCUCACGACUUAUGGCAGAGUCUCAAAUCUUCGGUCAGAGACAGACACCAAGCAAUACCGCGGGUAUUACGACGACAAUGAGAGUAAAUUUGACCUAACAGCACACUUCUCUACCCUCAUCCUUGCGACCUUAGUGGAUGCAGGAUUAUCCAAGGCGCUCUCGGAGCUCAUCGAGGAUGAAGAGGAUUUGUCUCUUAGACGUAAAGCAACAUUGCUCUUGACCGAAGUUUUAAAGCUAGCCCAACACUCUUUGCCACAAGAAAUUAGUUCCAAACUCCAGGUUCUUCCGCACUUAUUGCCCGCCGCAAUCAAGUUUGAUGUGGACAACCAUGAUGUUUCUAUGGCCACAAUAUAUCAGAUUGAGAGCAUAAAUAGAACUUUGGCCCGUUCGGUUGGUUUCUCGAAUGGGGCAGGGCGAUAUAGUGUGGAUGUUGACAUCUCCGCCUCUCUUCUGUCUAGUGACCAAAGCAAAGACAGAUUGAGCCCUACAAUGGAUGAAACCCAAUUUCGCAAUGCGAUUCUGGAAACGCAUGUCUUGAACACAGUGAAUUACCUAAAGUGGAAAUGGGAUCUUAUCCACCGCAUCGUCGAGGGGCCCCUGACGAACCCCAAGAGACUGGACGAGGCGAUCAAAGGAUCCAAGUUCAUGAAGCGACUCAUGGGAUUUUAUCGGCCUUUCAAGUAUAGGUUCUCCAUGCUUCCGAAUACCAAGCCAAACCAACGCUAUGUUCGAACAGGUUGUGCGCUGAUGCGCACCCUAGUCUCGAUUCCCGAGGGAACAAAGUAUUUGGCUGAGAACAAAUUCCUUAGGCAGGUUGCGGAAUGCCUUGCUCAAGUAGACCGCAUGAGCGGGCUGACAUCCUCAUCGCCUCUCUUCUCACGAGAACAGAUGGCUAACACAUUGAGCGGCGGGUAUUUUGCCCUACUAGGCACAUUAACUGGCGAUACCAACGGGCUUGCUAUGAUGGAGCGGUGGCACAUGCUCAACAUGUUUUACCAUAUUAUUGAGCUACGCGAUCGAGACGAUCUCAUACAGACUCUUCUAGGCAAUAUGGAUUACACACAAGACAGCCACCUGAGAGUUAUACUAUCUAAGGCUCUCACGACAGGCUCGAAAGACAUUCGUAUAUUUGCGACCAAGCUGCUCCGGAAAUACGCAGUGGGCAAUGUUCCACUCUCUCCACAGAUGGCCAUAGGCAAUGCCGACUGGGUUGUCAAGCUUCUUGUCACCCAACUAUACGAUCCUGACGUGUCUGUAUGCCAGAUGGCCGUAAAGAUUCUCGAAGAAGCAUGCAACCAUCGAGACUAUCUCGAGUUUGUGGUCAAGUGCAGGCCAUCCUUGGACCAUCUUGGUGAGAUCGGCGCACCCUUGCUCUUGCGCUUUUUAUCCACCUCAGUAGGUUAUCACUAUCUCGAUGGACUCGACUACAUCACGCAAGAGAUGGACGAUUGGUUUCUGGGCCGGAACGAUGCGUAUGUGGGUCUAGUGGAAGCUGCUUUAUCACGGGCCUACGUCGAUCAGCCGCGCAGAGGCAGUUUUGUUCCGGAAGAUCUUGUCGAUCUGCAGGAUAUCGGGCUGGUCCCACCGCAUUUUUAUCGAGAGCUGGCCCGAACCGCGGAGGGCUGCAAGCUUCUUGAACAAUCGGGUCAUUUUAGCGAAUUCGCCUGGACCAUCCGCGAUUUCAGUCUGGACGAGGAAGACACCGAGGUUCUGCUCAAAGUCAAGGGCUGUCUCUGGGCUGUUGGGAACGUUGGUUCCAUGGAAUUAGGCGCCCCGUUCCUCGAGCCAGACAUCGUUGAGCGCAUAGUUAAGAUCGCUGAAAGUGCUGAGGUUCUAACGAUGAGGGGAACCGCAUUCUUUGUCAUUGGUUUGAUCUCCCGUAGUCGACAUGGGCUCAAGGUACUGAGAGAUUUUGGCUGGGAUUCUGCUUUCGAUCAGAAGGGGAAUUCUCUUGGACUCUGCCUCCCUACCGAUUUCAAUAAAUUGUUCCUGGUGGACUUCCCUUCACAUUCUAGAAACCGAGAAUCCAAACGCAUAUCCCAAGACAAGUUCAAGGAAGCUACCACCGAUCCAGAUCCCACUAAUCAAAAGAUUUUAAAGCUCAUUGUCGACAUGGGUAACACCGUCUUAUCCAAGCGAGCAGCGGCGGAUCUUCAUAGCAUAAAGUCAAAACAACCCGAACGAUUCCAUCAACCACACCUAUUCCGCAAAACCCUUAGCAUCCUCGAAAGCCACCACUUCCGCCUCCCUGCCCGACGCUUCGCCCUGGACUUGUUCGAUAAAAGCGUCAUGCGACGAAUAGUAAUGGAAGACGACGCAGAUACCGACUCAGAAGCAGCCUCCUCCCAGGAGUCGAGCUAA
Molecule: messenger RNA, 4044 nt
Organism: Aspergillus nomiae NRRL 13137
Lineage: Eukaryota; Fungi; Ascomycota; Eurotiomycetes; Eurotiales; Aspergillaceae
Product: putative cytosolic regulator Pianissimo
Exons: 4
Biological process (GO): TORC2 signaling
Cellular component (GO): TORC2 complex
Source: RefSeq, a predicted model, not a curated record